AUAACAUCAUCUUGAUUGUUUUCUGAUAUUCCACUAUUUGUAAUUCAAAUAUUUGUUAUCGGGGGAAUCGCAUGCCCUAUAAAAGAGAAGUCAUAACUCAAGAUUACGAUGAAAAAAUAUGAACCGAAAAUAGAAAUGGCGUGAUUUUUGAAGUUCGCUGAAGGUGGUCCGAGUAUGGUAUAUGCACCAAAUUCAUCGCUUGACGGAGAUGAUGGAAACGAAGGCAGAAUCGUAGAUAUAGUAGAAGGAGUUUUUAUAGUAGUUCUUGCAGUUAUUGCUAUUAUUGGGAAUGGCUUGAUAAUCUACGUGAUUUAUCGCAAUCGAACUUUGCACGUUUUGAGAAACUUGUUCAUCGCUAGUCUCUCUCUUUCCGAUUUCUGUAUGGGUUGUACUGACGUUCUCUAUCAAGGGAUUGGAAAACUCGUACCGAAUUACAAACCACCACAUUUCUCGUUUUGUUACUUUGUCCUUUUUUGUGGAGUAUUGUUUGGAUCUGCUUCGGUUUUUAACUUAACAGCAAUGACGAUCAACCGUUAUAUUGCUAUCAGCUAUCCACUUCACUAUAGCCAAUAUGUAACUUCGAGAAGGUCGGCUAUGAUUUUGUUGCUUCUGUGGCUUGCAGCGUGUUGCCUUGCACUUCCGCCUUUGUUGUGGCGGCCAGUGGAUGUAGUAUGCUAUAGCACGACUCCUUCAGAAGAACACUUGGUCAAUGAAAUUGCCUAUAUGGCRGCUGAAUGGAUAUUCUGGUUUGUCAUCCCCGCCUUGAUCAUUUUGGUUGCUUACUGUCGAAUCUAUCGCAUUGCGAAGAAUCAAGCGCGGCAGAUCGCAGCUAUGGAAAUGUCCCAACAAUGCGCCGUGGAUGAAAACCCUACCAACCAGCUACCUGGUGCCGCAAAAACAAUGAAUCCUAAACUGAGAAUUUCAACUUACAAAGAGAAAAAAGCCGGAAGAAUGGUGACUAUUUUGAUCGGGUUUUGGUUGUUCUGCUGGCUUCCUUUCUUCACAGUUUUGACAAUUCACAAGUUUUUACUUUCCGAAGGAGUUCCUCCAAUACUCAUGAGAAUAUUCCUUGGUUUAAUGUUUAUGAAUUCGGCUGGAAACCCGCUUCUUCUCACCAUGUAUAACAAAGAGAUGAAAGUUGCGCUCCAUCGGUUGUUUUCCCAACGAGCUUCUCGAGGCCGGAAUUCGAUUCCAAGCAAUGAAGUUGAACUAACAAGCGUCCGACGAGUGACUCAUCCCCAUGUAACUACUAGCUAGUAAGACCAUCAUAGAGCUAGUCCUACAAAUCACUUUACGAACCAUYAUGUACACCGAUUUUAAGUAAUUGCUUCAAUUUUUAUUAUAUUCGCUGUCGAUGAGUGAUUUCUUUAGCGCAAAUUUGAGGGAUUUAACAUUUUUAAAAAAUUAUUUCUAUUUUUAUUACACAGAAUUUUAUCGAUAAACUUUACUUAACAGGAGAUGAACUUCUUAUGAGUUAUCAUUAAGUGAACGCAGAAAUUAAUCAAAAUGUUGGGCCGCAUUGAAUCUUAUUGUUGCUAAGUCAUAGUUCUUGGCAAGUGCGUUGGGAGCAAGGCAAGAAAUCCAUAUUAGCUAGCCAUUCCGAGGUUGAGAAAAAAACUAGGUCGAGUUGCACUGCAACGCAUUUUGGGGCUGUUUAGGGA
This is a messenger RNA of Actinia tenebrosa (Australian red waratah sea anemone), 1661 nucleotides long. RefSeq names its product alpha-1A adrenergic receptor-like. Gene Ontology annotation, molecular function: G protein-coupled receptor activity. Gene Ontology annotation, biological process: G protein-coupled receptor signaling pathway. Lineage: Eukaryota; Metazoa; Cnidaria; Anthozoa; Actiniaria; Actiniidae. The record is from RefSeq and is a predicted model, not a curated record. Gene Ontology annotation, cellular component: membrane.